Molecule: messenger RNA, 3164 nt
Organism: Chinchilla lanigera (long-tailed chinchilla)
Lineage: Eukaryota; Metazoa; Chordata; Mammalia; Rodentia; Chinchillidae
Gene: Fam186b
Product: family with sequence similarity 186, member B
Exons: 9
Coding region: 137-2932 (931 amino acids)
Source: RefSeq, a predicted model, not a curated record
GCCUUCGCGUCUCUGCGACUCCGGCUCCUGCUCCCCAGCCGGCUGCCUGCGCUACACCCAAGGCCGCCGCGCCCUGGACGAAGACCGGGCCUAUGUACCAGAAACAAGGACAUCUUGGGACUGACAGUUAUGCAGAAUGGAGAAGGACAAAGCCGCACAGUUGCUAACUCCUGCCUGCGUGAAGGCCAUCAUCUCCAGGGUUGAGACUGCCCAGCUUGCUCGGGCUCAGGAGGAUAUUUCUACCCAGCUCUCAGACAUCUUGGACAAUGUCAAUGGUGUCAUCAACCGCUUCCAGGAAGAAGUGGGAUAUGAUUUAAAAGAAAAGACAAAAUCUUACCAGGUGGAACAAAAGGGCAAGAAGAGAUUCAUCUUGUUAGAGAAAAUUGCUUCCUUCUCCAAAGAUGCUAAGACUAAAGAAAAGCACCUGAAUGAAAUCCUCCGCUGGCUGGGUGACUGGGGUGACAGUCUGACCUACGAGAUGAGGAACAGGAAGAGUGAGGAGGAAGAGGAAGCCAUGAAUGAAUGGGUUGAAGUAAUAGAGAAAGUGCUACCUCUCUCCCUCAUCACCACCAAAGGAGGCAUAGAGUCUCUGGUUUCUCUUUGUUCCGCUCUCAUUGAAGAACAAAAGAAAAGGUCACAAAUGCCCAAACACAUCUUCUGGCAGGGCUGGUGGGAGAAAAGCCCACAGAAAUCUUCACCUCAUCCUCAGCCACUGAGCCCAGAACAGAUGCUCCAGGACAAGCAAGCCACCUGUACGAAAGUCUCCGAGGUGACAUCCAUGUUGCAGGAGCUCCUGGACUCCACCAUGUUCAAUCAGGGAGAGGUCAAGGCCAUCAAGUACAUGUUAACUGUAGUAGAGAACCUCAACAAAGCCUUGAUCCUCCAGCACAAGGAGAACAGGAACCUGGAAACCAAAUACAAGUGCUUGCAGAUAGAGAUGGCCACAGAGCUCAGCACCCAGAGGCUGCACUUCCAGAAGUCCAUCCAAGACCUUGAGGGCAAGAGGGAUGCUCUCCUAAAGCAGGUAGCGAUUCUAGGUGGGAAGUGCCAUGACCUUGUUCUGACAAAACAUGCCCUAGAGUUCCAGUUGAAGAAGAUUCAGAUUGCUAGAGGUCCAGCUGGAGAUCCAGCUGAGGUGUCUCCGGACUCCCCAGCCGCCCCUGAGGAAAAAACCCUUCCACAAACAGGAGCAGUCAUGGAGGAAGCCCAACAGCAGCCCAGGGAGGAGGAACACUUGUUUUUACCACUUUCCUCAAGUCCCAUGGCCAGAGCCUGGGACAGUAGGGUGACACCUUUAGCAUGCCUGUCGCUCUCCACGAUGAGUGUGCAUUCAAGGACCACAGACGUGUCCUUGAAGGACACCGAGAUCCUUGAAGAUCACAAAUUUCCUACAAAAUGGAAGAGACUGGUGGCAGAAGGCCCAGUCCACAAAGAUAAAAAACAAGGGGACCACUUCCCAGAAAAGGAAAGAGUCCAACUUAAGCUGCAUUUUAGGAAGCACCUGUCCCCAGGGAGCUCCGGAGAGGUGCUCUUAGAGAGCCCAGUGGGGCACUGGGAAGAGGAGCUCUGCUGGCAGAUUCGGAGGCAGCAGUGGCUACAGGAGGAGGAAAUGUGGCUGCAGCGGCAUAGGGAGUGGGCCCUGCUGGAGCAGGAGCACCAGGAGAAGCUGCGGCGAUGGGAGAUGGAGGCAGCUACCAGACUGCAGCAGCAGACACUCGCCUGGCCAGAAGAGGAACGACAGCGACUGAGGAGGGAGCCGAUGGGGCCGAGGGAAGACACUGAGAAACUGAUCUUCACAACCACCAAUCAGCGGAGGAACUUGGAAAAGGCAGAGCCUCCCCCAAGCCGGACCCAGUCUGCUUGCCAAGCAAGGAGGCCAUCAUUGCCCAGGUCCUCCCAUCCCCAGCAGCCGGGCCCAGGAAACCAGAGGACCAUGAGUUCAACCGAGUAUACCCACAUGCCACAGGCCAGCCGUGUUCCCAGCAAACCCAAGAAAUCCACCUCCUCUCCUGUCACUGGGACAUCCAUCCGAAGGGUGACUCGGCCCUCGCAAAGACCUCCGGUCACCCCUAAGGAGAAAGUGUACCACAUGGGCAUGGAGGCCCAGAGGAAGAACCUGCAGCUCCUGAGUGGGGAGCCCAGGCUGGGGCUGCCACAUUACCUGCACAGCAAGGCCUUGGAGCUCACCACCACCACCAUGGAGCUGAGUGCGUGCAGGCUACCAUACCUGUGUCACAAGUAUGUCCUCUAUAGACACUUUCGGAGCCUCCGACAAGCAGUGAUCAACCACAUGCAAGUCAUGGGAGAAACGAGGGCGCCCAAUGCGGCCCAGAGCCUCCAAGUCCUCCUGGGAAACAUUGACCGCCAGCAGAGGCUCAGGCUGCAGGCCUGGACGGACAAACAGAAGGACCUGGAGGAGAAGCACAGGGAGUGCCUGAGCAGCAUGGUGACCAUGUUCCCCAAGCUCCGCCUGGAGUGGAACGUUCACCUGAACAUCCCUGUGGUCAUCUCAAAGCCGAAGAAAUGCAAGUCACCACCAGCCUUACUCCGGCGGAUCUACUCCAGCAGCCCCACCUGCAAGCAGUCUUUUCCACCCAGGCAUCGGGAAUGUGUGCCUCUCUGGACAACCAGCCAACAGGGGACCCAGACAGAGGCCAUCUGGAAGACUGAUGUGGCCUCUUCUAGUCACCCAGUAGAAAAAAAGACCCCUGUCAGCCUGUCCUGGGACCAGCUAGGGGGAUACCCAGAUAUGCCCAGGCUGUUAGCAAUGGAAGAACAUUCUUCCUACCAUGGAAACUUGACGUCCCUCAAGGUCUGUGCCUCCAUGACCCAGAGGAAGGAAUGCCAGCAACGCACAGAGCAGCCAGCUGAGCUUGUCUGCAGAAAGUUGAGCCGGUCACUCCCUGGAACCCUGCAAAACCAAAAGGAGUAAAACAGCUACACUCCCCAUUUCAUCCCUUAGCUAGGGAUUCUCAAACUUCAGGGGAACUAAAAAUCACAUGGAGACUUGUUCCAAAUACAGAUUCCUAGCUGGUGCUUUUAAACAAACACUGAGUGUUUCUAAAUCUUUGUAGAACUUUGAGAAACACUUUUUUGUUCUUGAGUACGCAAACUGUACACUUUAAUAAAAUAGAGAUUACGUUAAAACCUUAUAUUUGCUGAAA